Molecule: messenger RNA, 993 nt
Organism: Aspergillus welwitschiae
Lineage: Eukaryota; Fungi; Ascomycota; Eurotiomycetes; Eurotiales; Aspergillaceae
Exons: 3
Coding region: 1-993 (330 amino acids)
Source: RefSeq, a predicted model, not a curated record
AUGGAACAGCCUCCUUCUCCCUCAGCAGGAUGGCACUCCCCAGGAUGGGACUCCUCAGGAUCCUCGGGACGUUCGUAUUGGUCCGAAUACGAAGCGUUCGCUGAUAAAUACGAGAGAGAUGCUUUCUGUUAUAUCUGCAGCAGCCAGUUUAACGGCACGCCAAUGGACUUCCGCAGAGCCAUUACUGUUGAAUCUGGGCAAGAUACACUAAUCUAUUCCGCUCACAGAAUCGAGGAGAUAUACGCGUUAUCAUUUGCCGGCUGGCGCACCCUUUUUCGGAUAGUCAUGUAUAACCCGGAAGUGCAAGCGUACCAGCUCUCUGGUGUGGCUCGAAGGCCCUUCCAAAAACGUUGGUGGCAUGAAGAUCCUGAGGAUGAGAGACCCAGAUUUGUUGCGCCACGGGACCAGAAUGAAGCGGUCCUGGAAACUCGGCAGGCCGAACAACUACAUCCUGACCGUCUGGUGGCGCCGAAGUUGGUUAUGAUUGGUGAUGACAUGGAGAAGCAGACCACCUUAGCCGGAUACCUCGUACAUUCAUUGUGCUGGCGCGAAUUCCUCCGACUAAACAAUCGGUCGAACUCGGAAGGGGAUCUCUCUCUUGUCUCUCAAGCAUUGCGGCAACGCUGUUUGCGCCGGAGACUCUAUGUCCAAUAUUGGUUCUACGUCCCAAUCAGAGAACUGGUUCAACUCGAAGACCCCAUUGCUACGGCUUCUAUCCGCCAAAUGGUAAAAGAGUGUAGGUCCAGAGCUUCCCGCGGUGUAUACAUGCAUGUGGGCUCUCGCGCAGUCGAUUCACGAAUUACCUGGCUUCCUCAAGAACUGCAACGCAUGAUCAUAGACCGGCUGGAUCAUAAUGAUAUCCGAAAAAUGUUGCGUGCUCUGAAGUGGAUAAUGGAUCCCAGCUACUGGAAGCGACGGCUGGAUGUGCACUUCUUCAGUGAGUUCAGUUUCUCAGGGAAGAUAAGGGACUGGAUUGGCAAUGGCUGUGCCUAA